This is a messenger RNA of Hibiscus syriacus, 1650 nucleotides long. RefSeq names its product cation/H(+) antiporter 15-like. The transcript is spliced from 2 exons. The record is from RefSeq and is a predicted model, not a curated record. Gene Ontology annotation, biological process: regulation of pH; proton transmembrane transport. Gene Ontology annotation, molecular function: antiporter activity. Gene Ontology annotation, cellular component: endomembrane system; membrane. NCBI's taxonomy places the organism in Eukaryota, Viridiplantae, Streptophyta, Magnoliopsida, Malvales, Malvaceae. The coding region runs from base 1 to 1650 and encodes 549 amino acids.
AUGGCGUUUGCGGCCUUUGUUAUACGACCAAUAUUACGUCGAAUUAUCAAGAGUACACCAAAGGGGAAACCAGUGAAGGAAUCUUGUGUUAUAGCAGUAGUUCUUGUGACUUUUACAAUGGGAGUCAUCACUGACGCUAUAGGAGGAUCCGUCGGUCCUGCAGCUAUUAUCAUGGGAUUGGUAAUACCCGACGGACCGCCUCUCGGGGACACGAUCGUGCGCAAAUGCAAACUCAUUCUCUUCGAGUUUUUCAUGCCAUUAUUCUUCGUUCGAAUUGGAUAUUUCACGGAUUUGACAACGAUAGAGGAUUGGAGGGAGUUUUUGAUGUUUGGAGUAAUCAUUGUUGUGCGGUGCUUAGGAGGGAUAGUUGCCUGUAUCUUGGUUUACUCCUCAAUGAGCAUGACAACAACUAAUGCCGUCUUCCUUGGCCUUAUUUUGAGUUUAGAGGGUAUUGUUGAAGUAGUUCAAUCCCUUCGAUGGAAAUAUCUACAGCUCAUAGACGAUCAUACUUUUGCCACAAUUGUGAUCGGCGUCGUUGCUCUAAAUGCCAUUAUAAUCCCCAUACUAGAGGUUAUAUACAAGCCCCUGCAGGAAAAUUUAGAUUUGCCUGCCGCAUUUAGACAAAGCAACAGGUCCCUUAGGAUGACUUCGAUUGUCGGAGAAUUACGAUUCAUUACAUGCAUUCAAGAGGAAGACAAUGUCCCCAGCAUCAUUAGCCUCCUCGCAGCGAUGCACCCAGAAGAUGUCAGCGCAGACCCAGAAGAUGUCAGCCCUUUCUGCGCCUAUGUCAUCCACCUUGUUGCGGUCCCUAGCCAUAGUGUUCCGACAUUAGCCCCUUACAAGAACCACUUGAGGAAGUUCAACCAGCCGAGUGGAUCCGAUAACAUCGUUCGAGCUUUCCUCAACUAUGCCGAUCAUUCGCAGGGUUUGGUCCAAAUUCAGCCCUUUCGAAUGAUUUCGCCCUAUAAGUACAUGCAUGAAUCCAUUUGCCGGCUUAGCGAGACGAUACACGCACCUCUUAUUAUAGUGCCGUUUUUCAAUUCCCAACAAGGACACGACACCGAUGGUAGCUUGAGGAUUUUCAAUACCAACAUCCAAGCCAUUGUGAAAUGCACCGUGGGGCUUCUGGUCGACCGAGGGUUGAUCAGCCCUAUUAGUUUAACUACCUUCUCUUACAACAUGGCCGUGAUCUUCAUCGGCGGGAUUGAUGACCGCGAGGCAUUGGCUUUGGCAACUCGCGCUUCACGACAGCCAAACGUUAGAAUUACGGUGUUGAGGAUUGUCAUGAUAGGCAAACAUAAUACGUUGGAGGAUCAAAUAGAGAGAGAGGGAGACAACACACUCUUUGGAGACUUCAAGGCUAUGAACGUCGACAAUGGUUGUGUCACUUGUCUUGAGGUGGUAGCACAUGACAUUGAAGAUGCGAUGAAAGCAUUUCGGUCUUUAUCAAAUACCUAUGACCUUGUCGUUGUGGGAAAACGACAUACCAUCCCGGAACUAGAAGCAUUGUUGGGUUGGGCACAAUAUCCGGAACUUGGGGUUGUCGGUGACACAUUGGCUGCACCGGAUUUCGCCGCCGGAAGGAUGUCGGUAUUAGUGUUACAACAUCAUGGUGGUGCAAGCCAACGGGAAUCCCAGCCUUGUAGUUAA